UCGAUGACAGACAUCCUGAAAUCAAGCAACUAUUAAAUGCUGUAUAGCAAGUUGGAUGCAGGAUGAGUGGAGUUGUUAUAUUUGCUAUGUUUGUAGAUAACGAUAUCUUGUGAGGAUGAUUCUUGGAAUAUUCUAUGCUAGAUUCCUCCCGCAGGAAGGAAUCAAAAUCGUCCACCAAAAACCCCCCGGCUGCAUCGUCCCCGAACCCGGCUACGAGACCGCGCAACUCCUCCACUUCGACGCCAUCACCGACUUCGUGAUCCCGCGCCAAUCCUUCUGCAACCGCUACAUCACCGGGCGCGACCCCAGCGGUCACUACCGCAUCCUCGGCUUCCCCGUGUGCCUCCAUAAUGAGAAAUACGCGCGCAACGAAUUCAUCUUCAACUUCGGCAUCGUCAUAUCCACCGACCAUGAUACCGCGACCUACGAGCCGGUGAUCCGGCGGCUGGCGACGAUGUUUACGGAGAUGGAGGUGCAGACGCAGUUUUUGAGCCAGGAGGGCGUGGCGGACCAUGUGCAGAGGAGUAUUGGGGGGUUGCUGGAGAUUAUUCGAGAGGAUCUGAAUAACUACAAUGAGUGCAUGAUUCCGGUCGACAAGUCGAAUACGAUUAACAUGAAGCUGUUCCCCGUGCAGUGCGAUCCGCCACCCGUGAAGUCGUGGCACGUACCCAUCGCUAAGAUCCGGUUCGACGAGAUCGUGGAUGAUAGAUGGGACUUGACGAUGCGGAAGGUGAUCCCUCUCAUCGACGGGGUGCGCGACGUGCGACGCAUCGCAGCGACGGCGGAUGUAUCCCUCGAGCUGACGAAAUUGACGCUGAGGCAUCUGCUGUACUACAAGACGAUCAUGCUGGUGGAUAUGUUCUUCUUCAACAACAUCUACGCCGUGACGCCGCUGAUACGCGAUUUCGUGAAUAAUGUCGAUAAAAUGCAAGAUGAGUGCGCGGCAUACGUGCUUGCGCAGCGGCCCAAGGCCGUGGGAUACCAGUUGUGUCGGUUACUCGGGACGUUUGGGCAGGGUCGCACGAUCAGGGAGUGGCUGCGUCUGCAUAUUGAUGAUGGGCAGGUGGCGGUGGAUGGGCUUGAUGUGCGGCGUCUGGUGCAGUUUGGGGUUAUCAAGAGCUUGCUGAGGCGCGUGCAUAAGUUUCCUGUGUCGGCGGCGUAUGUGGCUGAGUUGGCGGAGGGGAAGGGGGUGGAGAAGGGGAAGGGGCGGGGGCAGGGGGAGGAGGACGGGGAGGCGCUGGAGAAGUAUACGGAUGGGAGACAUCAUUUUGAUCAGAUUAUUACGGAGGUUAAUUUGGGGGAGGCUGAGAUUAUGCGGGGGCUGAGCAGGUUGUCGGCGGGGGAUGUUCAGAUUGUGUAUAGGUGAGCGUGGGUGUUGGAUGGGGAUUGUGUAUGGGUUAGCAUGGUUGAUGGGCUCUUGGUAUUGUCAAGUCUGCCAUACAAUUAGCCGGUCUCGAAGAAGACAUGAACUUACAUUGAAGUUGCCACACAAGGGCUUAGGACGAACUGAAGGUUACUAAGUGGUUUGAGAAAUACUUCUGAUUUAUAUGGGAUUGAAAUAUACAGCCGGAGUCACUUUGGAAUAUAGACGAAACUGGCUUUCGAAUUAGAAUUCCUAGAGGUAAGAGAGUUAUAGUACCACAAGCAGCAAAGGAGCUAUAUACUCUAAGCCCUGAGAAUCAUACGUC
Pseudogymnoascus destructans is the source of this 1688-nucleotide messenger RNA. It is a transcript of the gene NPR2, whose product is annotated as nitrogen permease regulating protein. Gene Ontology annotation, cellular component: GATOR1 complex; vacuolar membrane. The record is from RefSeq and is a predicted model, not a curated record. Gene Ontology annotation, biological process: negative regulation of TORC1 signaling; positive regulation of autophagy. Bases 116 to 1366 code for a protein of 416 amino acids. Gene Ontology annotation, molecular function: GTPase activator activity. The transcript is spliced from 2 exons. Lineage: Eukaryota; Fungi; Ascomycota; Leotiomycetes; Thelebolales; Thelebolaceae.